GGUUGAUUGAGCUGCUCUGAUGGCUUUUACACCGUCGCCAUGACGUUUGAUUAUACAAAUUCGUACGAGUUGGCGGCCUGGCUGUUUCCCACCCUCUUCCUGGUUGGGGCGUUGGCGGCCUCGGUCUUCUUUUACUUGACUCGCGAGAAUUGGGUGGCCAACACGUCCAAAGGUACUGAGUCGCGCUGGACGCUGGGCGGCUGGUUGUUCAAUAUCCUGAUUGGCGAUGACCGUGAAGCGGCUGCCGAGGUCAUGAUCAUGCACAUUGACACCUUCAAACUCGUCACCGUCUUCCUGUUGGCCGUCUCCCCCGACACGUUGCUCAACUACAACUGCUCCUUGCCAUACCCUCUUUCGGAGAGGAUGGGAGCCAUUUACCUCGAGUUUCGCGAGGUUCCAUGCAAAGACAGCACGUACAGCAACAUUGACUACCCCAACUUCCUGCUCACCUUCAACAUUACCGGCCUCGCGCUGGAGCAGUUUGAGAGCUUGGAGCAGGCUUUGUGCGGCACGCUAUACUACGGCUACUUUGGCACGCUCCUCGUCCUCGAAUGCCUGAGCCUGCUCUAUUUUAUCUUCAAUCGCAAGCACAUCUUCCAUCACUCCAUUGUCAACGCCUUGAUCUUCUUCGUGACGUCGGCCCUGUUUGCCGUGUACCCGACUCGCACCCGCCUCUUGUAUAACAACGAUCAAAACGUCUGCAUUGUUCGCUACGCGCCCCUCGUCACGGCCAUCGUCUCCCUCUGGUAUUCGGUUAUCGGCUUCACCUUUGCUCUCGCCGCCAUGGGCCUCUCUCGCCGAGAACGCGGUUGCCCACCAUCACAAGUCCACGUACAAGAAGACGACAACGAGGACACCCACUUUGCUUAGCCAGCCCUCGCGCUUCGUAUGAAACCACCGGAAGCAACCUGCAUGACUCGAGUUCCUGUCGAGACUGACAAUCAAGAAGAGCAUUAAUCAAUUGACUUGACCAG
This is a messenger RNA of Monosiga brevicollis MX1, 974 nucleotides long. RefSeq lists its product as uncharacterized. The record is from RefSeq and is a predicted model, not a curated record. The coding region runs from base 40 to 870 and encodes 276 amino acids. NCBI's taxonomy places the organism in Eukaryota, Choanoflagellata, Craspedida, Salpingoecidae. The transcript has a single exon.